Messenger RNA from Gryllus bimaculatus (two-spotted cricket), 1630 nucleotides. NCBI's taxonomy places the organism in Eukaryota, Metazoa, Arthropoda, Insecta, Orthoptera, Gryllidae. The record is from the annotation of a GenBank genome assembly.
GGCUGCACCAACAUCAACACAGAGUGAGUACUGACCACAUCCCAAAACAAAUAUAUCACUCAUGGUAAAUAUAUCACUUCAUGGUAAAAGGAUGUCAGCUGUCCAAGAUUAAGAUGGCAUGCUGAAGAUGGAACAGGAGAAGAGAUGAUGAAGAAGCAAGGAGGCGACGUGCGUGGGCGGGAUUGCGCGCGUGGUGGCGAUGGCGCGGCAGCUGCUGCGCGAGCGGCCCCACCCGCUGCUGCUCAACGCCGGCGACAACUUCCAGGGCACCGUGUGGUUCACCGUCUACGGCUGGAACAUCACUGCGCAGUUCCUCAACCGGCUGCCCUGGGACGCCGUCGUGCUGGGCAACCACGAAUUCGACCGGAAGGUGGCCGGGGCCGUGUCGUUCGUGCAGGCCCUGCACGCGCCCGUUGUCGUCGCCAACAUGGUGGCCACCAAGGAGCCCUCGAUGCACGGCCUCUACCGCUCGUCGGUUGUGGUGCAGCGCGCAGGGCGACAGAUCGGCAUCAUCGGAAUCAUCACUUCCGACACCAACAAGACAGGCAAUUCGGAACGGAUAGAGUUUACGUCGGAGGAGGCCGCUGCAGCCGCUGAAGCGAGACAUCUGAAGAGCGCUGGGGUGAACAUCAUCGUGGUGCUGUCCCACUCCGGCAUCGACAAGGAGUUGGACAUCGCGCACGUGGACCCCAACGUGGACAUCGUGGUUGGCGGGCACUCCCACUCGCUGCUGUACACGGGCACGCCCCCCAGCGGCGAAAUCUCGACCGACGUCUACCCCAUCAUCGUCACGCAGCCGUCGGGGCGCAAGGUGGCCGUGGUGCAGGCAGGGGAGCACACGAGGUACCUGGGCAACUUGACCGCGUUUUUCGACGACGAAGGCGAGUUAGUCUCUGCAGAAGGAAAUCCCGUGUACUUGAACGCGUCCGUGGAGCCAGACGUGACGCUGCGGGACGUGCUGGCGGCGCUGCCGUUCAGGAACACCGUGGACGUGGUGGAGGUGACGGGAGCCGCGCUGCGGGACGCGCUGGAGCGCGCGGCGGCCGAGCCCGACGGCCAGAGCUUCCUGCACGUGUCGGGGCUGCGCGUAGCCUUCGACGCGGACGCCCCGCCGCAGCGGCCGGCGCUGGUGGCUGUCUCCGCGCUGUGCCACGCCUGCGCCGUGCCCGUGUACGAGCCGCUGAAGGACGACGCGUGGUACCCGGUAGCUCUGAGCAGCUACCUCGCCGCCCACAAGAAGGACAUCUACCCGUUCUCGGAGCAGGGGCGCAACCACGAGGUGGGCCUGCUGGACACGGACGUGCUGCUGGAGCACCUGCAGGUGGAGGAGCCCGUGGUGCAGGCACAUGAAGGACGCAUCGUGUUCGUGCGUUCCGCCGCUGAGAAGGCGCGCCUGCGCCACUCUGGCAACGGCGCAGCGCGCGCUAACAACGGCAACGCCGCCCCUGCGGCGCCCGACGGUAAGCGAAUGAUUAUUAAAAAUCAUUUCAAGCAGUUCUACUCACAUAUACAAUCUGUUAAGAUCCUAAAUAAACAGAAAGUGUCAGUAUGUCAUUUUCGCAUUUUGAAAUUUGAAACAUAUCAAACUCAUAACAUCACAAAGAAGAAGGCGAGCAAAUUGAAAAUAAGU